Camelus dromedarius (Arabian camel) is the source of this 2531-nucleotide messenger RNA. RefSeq names its product interleukin 27 receptor subunit alpha (gene IL27RA). The transcript is spliced from 14 exons. Bases 104 to 2065 code for a protein of 653 amino acids. Gene Ontology annotation, molecular function: interleukin-27 receptor activity; protein binding. The record is from RefSeq and is a predicted model, not a curated record. NCBI's taxonomy places the organism in Eukaryota, Metazoa, Chordata, Mammalia, Artiodactyla, Camelidae.
CGCUUCCCGUCGCCGCUCGAGCGCUGGCCCCGAGAGCGCGGCGAGCGGCGCGGCCGCGCUGGGCCGGGCAGGGCCGAGAGGCACUGGGGGGCGCGGGGGCGCCAUGCCGGGGGCCCGGGCCGCCCCCUUCCCGCCGCGGCCGAAACUGGUGCUGCUGCUUCUGCUGUUGCUGCUGUUCCAGUGGACUCAGCUGCGGGGCAGCCCUGGGCCACUACAGUGCUAUGGAAUUGGACCCUUGGGUGACUUGAACUGCUCGUGGGAGCCUCUUGGGGACCUAGGAGCCCUCUCCGCUCUAUACCACCAGAGCCAGAAGUACCAUUCCAACAAAAUCUGGACUGUGACAGUGCCCACUGGGCAGAGCUGGGUGACCAUUCCACGGGAACAGCUCACCACGUCUGAUGAACUCCUUGUCUGGGCGGUCAAGGCGGGCCAGCCUCUCUGGCCCCCAGUGUUCGUGAACCUCGAAACCCGAAUGAAGCCGGAUGCUCCCCGACUGGGCCCUGAUGUGGACUUCUCAGAGGAUGACCCCCUUGAAGCCACUGUCCAAUGGGCCCCUCCAUUGUGGCCACCCCAUAAGGUUCUGGUCUGCCAGUUCUACUACCGAAGAUGCCAGGAGAGGACCUGGAUCCUGCUGGAGCCAGAAGUGAAGUCCAUACCGCUGACACCUAUUGAGAUCCAGGACCUAGAUCUCGCCACUGCCUAUGAGAUGUCUGGCCACUGCCAGGUGGAGAAAGAAAAGGAUCUAUGGGGCGAGUGGAGCCCCAUUCUGUCCUUCCAGACACCUCCCUCUGCUCCAAAAGAUGUGUGGAUAUCGGGGAACAUAUGUGGGGCAUCAGGUGGACAGGAACUCCUGCUUCUGUGGAAGGCCUCGGGGCACUGUGUGCAGGUGAGCUAUAGAGUCUGGUUCCAGGUUAAAGAUCAGGAGCUGAUCCAGGAGACGCCCUAUUGCAACCUCUCCAUCCCCACCCAGGUGGAGUGGGCCAGCGUGUCUGCCGUGAACGCCACAAUCUGGGAGCCUCCCACCAACCUCUCUUUGGCCUGCUUGGGUCCUGGCUUCGGCCCCUGUGAUGUGGUGGUCAGAAGCAUUGCUGGGAGCACAGAGCUGCUGGUGACUUGGCAACAGGGGUCUGGGGAGCUGUGGGAGCACGUGGUGGACUGGGCUCGGGACGGGGACCCUCUGGAGGACCUCAACUGGGUCCGGCUUCCUCCUGGGAAACUUAGUGCUGUGUUGCCAGGGGAUUUUGAAGGAGGGGUCCCCUACCGAAUCACGGUGACAGCAGUCACUCCUUGGGGUUUGGCCCCUUCCCCCUCAGUCUGGAAGUUCAGAGAGGAACUAGCACCCUUAGCGGGGCCAGUGCUUUGGCGACUCCAGGAUUCCCCUCCAGGGACCCCUGCCGUAGCCUGGGAAGAGGUCCCAAGGCAUCAACUUCGGGGCCAUCUCACCCACUACACUCUGUGUGCCCGGAGUGGGACCAGGCCUUCUGUCUGCAUGAAUGUGAGUGGCAGCACCCAGACCAUCACCCUGCCCGACCUUCCCUGGGGUCCCUGCGAGCUGUGGGUGACCGCGUCCACCAUUGCAGGACAGGGCCCACCUGGCCCAAGCCUCCGAUUUCACCUACCAGAUAACACCCUGAAGUGGAAAGUUCUGCCAGGCGUCCUUCUCCUAUGGGUUUUGCUCCUGACAGGCUGUGGCCUGAGCCUAGCUGCCUCUGGAAGGUGCGUCCACCUACGGCACAAGGUUCUACCCCAGUGGGCCUGGGAGAAGGUUCCUGAUCCUGCCAACAGGAACUUUAGCCUGCCCAACAUGGAGGAGGUGCCCCAGGCCCAGCCCCCUGGGGACUCGCCCAUACUGGAAGUGGAGGAGAUGGAGCAGGUACCAGUUGUGGAGCCCCCUCAGACCUUGGCCCCACUUGACUCUGGGUAUGAGAAACACUUCCUGCCCACACCUGAGGAGCUGGGCCUUCUGGGCCCCACUCCGGGCUCCAGGUUCUGGCCUGAAAACAUUCCAGGUGGGGAGAAGGGUGCUCAUUUGACAGAUGAAGAUACUGAGGCUCAGAGAGGCUGAGUCACUUGCCUGAGGACACCCAGCCAGGAAGAGCUGCGAUUCAAGGACCCCUACAGUGAAGGGCCUGGCCCUACAGGGAAUAUAUGGAUGGAUGAGGGAGCAAAGGAAAAUAUAUGAAAUCCAAAGUGGCAGCUGCCUCCCCAAAUCUGUCCUGCUGCUAUAAUAGAACUGUAGCUGGGCGCACUCCCAGCCUCCCUUGCGGCUGGGCGUGGCCAGGGACUGAGUUCUCACGGGUGGAGCGGAAGCAGAAGGGACGUGUGCCAAUACCGAGUCUGGGCAUUAGCCGGGGCUCCUCUGCAUUCUCUUAUCUUUCCCAUGAGUUGGAGCAUUGCUGUGCCCUGUGAUACAGCUUUAGCCAUACCCAAGGUGAAGGUGGGGCAAUAAAUGGAAAGGAACCAGAGUUCCCGACUGCAUGGAUCAGAAGUGCUCAGAGAAAUAAAUGUUUAAUGUUUUGAUAGCUACUAGA